AUGUCCAAGCGAGGAACAGAGAACCAGCUCACCAAGGAUGAGUACGAUCGCGAUGGCGACAACGACGAAGGCAGCUCCAUUCAAGGUGUCUUCAAGCAAGCUUCUCAGGAGGAAAUGGCAAAGAGAGUUAUCAAAGCUCCCAGGGGAAGAAGACUGAAUGGAGGCGGUGGCGACAACGGCGCUGCGAAGUCUUCGCCUUUUGCCAAUAUGCCAUCCUUCGCUGCCCCAUCAACGUCCACUGCGACGGCGUCGCCAUUUGCCAGCGUGUCGUUCGCUGCCCCAACAACACCCACCCCCACAACAGGAGCAGCAACCACAGCAAAGCCUUUCUCCACAGGAUCAUUCAACUUUGGCGUGACAUCCUCCUCAACUUCCACCCCAACCCCGACCGCACCAUCUACUACCUCAACGGGAUUGUUCAACUUUGGCGUGACGCCUUCCUCGACCUUGACCUCAACCUCAACCGCACCAUCCACUACCUCAGGAGGAUUAUUCAACUUUGGCACUACACCUGCCGCGGCCCCAAUGCCUUCGACCUCGACCGCGACGUCUGCCUCACUAUUCACAUCUUCGACUUCCAAAGCGUCGUCAUUGUUUUCGGCUACAUCAGCGCCGUCCUCAUCAUUGUUUUCGACGACGACAGCCCCGUUCCCAUCGACAGCAAAAUCCGCAUCGACUCUUACUCCGGGAGCAUUCACGUUCAACGUUGGAAGCGCACCACCUGCGGCUUCCUCCUCAACUGACGCCGACAAUUCAGGGACGCCAGACCGUGAGGAAUUGGAGCGCUACCUUCAGGCCCUGAACAGGACAUUUGUCAAGAAGAUUGAGAAGGAGCUGAUCAACAAUCCCAUCGUCAACUUGGCACAGAUCUUUGGACAGUACACGGACAAGAGACAGGCGAUCAAGAAGAAAUACAUGACCUCAACCGGCGCUAAGUCGACUGCGUCGAGCCCUGCCCUUGUAUCUCCAUCUCUUCAGAACGGGUCAUUGUUGACGGGACCUUCAGGAGUGACCACUUCUGGAUCUGAUGCUGCUCCUAAGCUGAGCUUUGGAGUUCCCUUGAGCGCCAUCGGCGAGAACCCCGCCCCCAAGCCGGUCUUUGGCGGAUUCAACUUUGGCGUCUCAACAGCUACCGCAACCUCAACUACAGCAACUGACUCGAAGGCCACCACCAGCGCCGCUACCUCUACAUCCUCGCCAUUUGCAUUCUCUGUACCCAAGCCUGCUACUUCGACUACUAGCGCCACCACCUCAUCUUCGCCAUUCACCCUUUCUGCACCCAAGCCAUUCAGCUUUGGAGCUGCUUCUUCUCCCUUUUCGACAUCAUCUCCAUCAGCAGGAGGCGGAUUCCAAUUCUCAGUCCCUGCUGGCCACCCCUCUGGCAAAAAGGAUGAAGGUGAUAACGAAACGAUGCCUGAUGACACAAGGUCGCAGUUGGUCGACAGUCGUGCUGGCGAGGAGGGCGAGGAGACUGUGUUUGAAGUCAAGGGCAAGUUGUACGCCAUCGUGGAUGGCGAGAACAAGGAUUUAGGAGUCGGACAGUUCCGUGUGAACGAAAACACCGAGUCCAAGAAGCGCCGCAUGAUCAUGAGAACCGGCGGCACUGGUCAACUCAUCCUUAACAACUGGGUGAUUCAGGGAAUGGGACCAAAGCGUACUAAGAACUUUGUGACGAUUUUCGCGGUGGAGGAUGGCAAGCCCAAGAAGUUCUUGUUGAAGGUCAAGGAGGAGUCGUCAGCCGAGGAUGUUGUCAGGGAACUCGAGGCUGGACAGGGCAAGUAA
Linnemannia hyalina is the source of this 1782-nucleotide messenger RNA. NCBI's taxonomy places the organism in Eukaryota, Fungi, Mortierellomycota, Mortierellomycetes, Mortierellales, Mortierellaceae. The record is from the annotation of a GenBank genome assembly.